Aspergillus oryzae RIB40 is the source of this 1620-nucleotide messenger RNA. RefSeq names its product putative carboxylesterase. The transcript is spliced from 4 exons. The record is from RefSeq and is a predicted model, not a curated record. Lineage: Eukaryota; Fungi; Ascomycota; Eurotiomycetes; Eurotiales; Aspergillaceae. The coding region runs from base 1 to 1620 and encodes 539 amino acids.
AUGAGCGCGCCGCAAGUUUCUCAUCAAACCCUAAACGCAGAGUUCAAGGGCACUGCGCGCAAGAUUGGGGAGACUGAUAUCCACCAAUUCCGAGGAAUUAAAUAUGCCAAUAUUCCCGCCAGGUUUGAGCGUGCCGAACCUGUAGAUAACUUCAAUGGAGCAUCUGUCGAUGCCACUCAAUACGGACCGAGAUGCCCUCAGGCAGCUGUAGACGUGCGCCAUUUGUUGCGGAUUCCUGAAGAUUUCGAGAUUCCGGAUGAGCCUGAGGACGAAUUCGAAUGUCUUAAUCUGGACAUCACAUGUCCGCCUUUGUCAGCCAAUUCGGCGCCCCUUCCCGUUUUGAUCUGGAUUCAUGGUACAGACUUGAUGACAUUGACCUCAGCGUUCGGACACUCACGGCUGACUAUCAUCCAGGUGGUUCUCAAGUUGUCACCUUCUGUUCGGGAGCAUCCAAGAUCUGCGGUCAGUAAUCUGAGUCUGCAAUGCUAUCUAAUGUCCAGUAUUGACUUGGUCACAGAUCCCGCCAAGAUUGUGGCUGAUUCGAUUGAGGCCAAACAGCCCAUUAUUGUUGUUUCUAUCAAUUAUCGACUCAACAUCUUCAGCUUCGGAGAUGGAAAAGAGAGGAACCUCGCACUGAAGGACCAGAGGCUGGGGAUUGAUUGGGUGCGGAAGAAUAUCGCCGCUUUUGGGGGCAAUCCGGACAAUAUCACUCUCUCCGGUGAAAGUGCAGGUGCUGUUUAUGUUCAUGCACAUCUGGUCACUGGCCCCCCUGUUAAGAGAGCAGUUUUAGCAUCUGGAUCCCUUUACCUCUCGUCUCCGUUGCCCGUGGAGCGCGGCAACGGACUUAUACAGGCCUUACAGACGAAGGUGAAGGAGCUUGGGCAGCCAUCUCUUCGUGAGGCCUCCGUCUCUACUCUCGUACAAGCACUAAAGGAGUGCAACGUGAACACGAUGUGGAUCCAGGAGGAGCCAGAGCUUGAGAAUUGGGAAACGAAGCCGGAACAGGUCGACGAGCUUAUGAUAGGUGACACAGAAUAUGAGUCCGUCAUCUGGAGAAACGGAGUAGAAACACUGGACGGGGAGACGAUUACUGCUGCCUUUGAACAAGAGAAGGAAUGGGGUACCAAACUGCGAAAGCUGUACCAAGUGGUCGCCGACCGCCCUACAGCCUGUAAGCUGGGUGCCUUAGAUCUGGUCAAUGACAUUCGCUAUACGCUCCCUGUUGAGGUCAUUUCUGAAAAGCUUGCGGCAGCCAACAAGAGAGUGUAUAGGUAUGUGUUUGACCAAGCCAACCCAUGGCAAGCUUCCAGCCGCGCUCAUCAUGCUGUUGACCUUCUCUAUCUCUUCGCGGGUGUUGAUUUGUCCUUUAACCCCACUGCGGAAAUCGUGGGUCAAGAGACAAGAAAACGUUGGAUUCGGUUCGUCAGUGGCAGUAGCCCCUGGUCUUCAGAGCGAAGAUUCGCCUUCGGACCAGUUGGGGACUGCAAAGAAAUAUCGGAGGCGCAGUUUGCGGGUCGGAGACGAGUAAAUCAUCUCAAGGUGCUGAAAGAGGCUGGAGUUGGUGCAUAUAUGCCUAUCGCUACUGCCCUAACAGCAGGGAAGAUUAGUCUCUUGAAUUGA